AUGAAAACUACUUCGCUGUCUCAAUCUGGCCUCAAACCUCCAACCAAGCCUCAAUUAGCCCUAGCAUUGGCUGUUGUCAAGGGAAAACCUCCAGGCCAAAGUGUGAAAGAAUACAUUUUGCAGAUUCGAAGGUUUAUCAAAAAAACCAAAGAUUUAGACCAAGGUGUUACAACGGACAAGUUCUUCGACAGCGUCUCCUUCUGGCAACAAGCGUAUGAACGGUGCGAGGCAGGGCAGAGCAAGCUACAAGAUCAAGUCCAUGAGCUUAACCAGCGUAUUGAGGGCCUUCUUGCCAAACUGCAUGCCAAAGUUAUUGGAAAUGAAAAUGAGAUAGUGCCGGCGAACAAACGAAAGGCACCUGCGGUUGCUAAGAAUGCGAAUGGUUCGAAUAUGGCUAGGAAACGCACAAAACUACCGAAAAACAUGCAGAAAAGCAUCCUAUUGAUGGAUGAUAAUGAUUCAGGAGAAGAAGAUGUCUUAUGUCUCAACAGACAGCUGUAUACCGUCCAGCAAGCCCUCCAAAGAAGGGCAAACAACAGCUUUGAGACUAAUUCCCUGGCCAUGGAUGCAGUUAUCCUCUGCAAAUCUGCAGAGCAGAGACUAAUCCAAACCAUCCAGAACGAGAUCAGUAUGACGGAGCAGAAACCUUCCCGAACCGAGCAGGCCAAUAUGCCGGAUACAGAUGCUGUUAUGAACGGCGCGACAGUUGCUUUCCAUCUCACGCACAAAGCAUUGCACAAAAUAGCCGGAGCGGAGAAUGGCAUGCAGCACCAAGGUCAGGUCAUCUACUACCUAGUAGGUCUGUUUGAAUCAACCACGACAGCACUCACUCUAUAUUGUACUGCAAUAUCCAAGCAAAACCCAGCUAUCAAAACCAAAUCGAGCAGGCACUCGAAGCCAAUUACCGGGACUGAUGAACAAAACAAACUUACGAAAGGGAAGAGCUCACCUGCCAAGAAUGAGAUAGCCUCUCACCUCGCAGAUCUGCUCUGCACGAUGGCACUCUCCCUCAAUCUAACUCGUCCUGAAGACCAAGAAGUAAUGGAAGGAUUUCUCUUCCUUGUCGUCGAUCGUAUGGGAAAAAUGCUAGCUCUCCACGUUUUCCAUGACCUGCGACUGCCAAUGGGCAUCUGUCCCGGGAUGACAUUCCCAGAUGGAUUGGAAGCGAUGACCGACGAAGGUAUUAUGCCAAAGGAGGCACAACUGGAAGCCAGGUAUCUCGUUUGGCUGCUGGAUAGAAUGCUUAAUGCUGAAUCCUUUCAAUCAUCUCUCGAGGUAUCGACUCCUCGUCAGUUCGUCGCAAAUGCAAAAGACCGUCUGCAAAAGACUCUCCUCCGGGCUGUAUUUGGACCUGAUGAUCGUUUAUUUCGGGAGGGUCUGCAGCGUCCGCAUACUCCGCCUUUUCAGGUACUUGAUAGUCAACAGGUGGAUCAGCAGAAGUUUUCGGAUUGGCUUACACAGGAGCUGUGGAGGCUUGUCGGUUGGGAUGUGUUGAGAACUGUGCUUGCUCCAACCUAA
Messenger RNA from Penicillium crustosum, 1518 nucleotides. RefSeq lists its product as uncharacterized. NCBI's taxonomy places the organism in Eukaryota, Fungi, Ascomycota, Eurotiomycetes, Eurotiales, Aspergillaceae. The transcript is spliced from 3 exons. The record is from RefSeq and is a predicted model, not a curated record. Bases 1 to 1518 code for a protein of 505 amino acids.